Messenger RNA from Glarea lozoyensis ATCC 20868, 609 nucleotides. RefSeq lists its product as uncharacterized. The coding region runs from base 1 to 609 and encodes 202 amino acids. Lineage: Eukaryota; Fungi; Ascomycota; Leotiomycetes; Helotiales; Helotiaceae. The record is from RefSeq and is a predicted model, not a curated record. The transcript has a single exon.
AUGUUCAGAACUGCGAGACUUCUGAACUCAUUGACUUCGACGAGCCAACCCAUCAAGAUACACAGCGCCCAGUCCCUAGUACAGGUCAACCGUUCAAAGCGCAUAUCUCACCUACUCGUAUUUCACUCUACGAAUCAUUGCUAUCAUCUACACUCGGAUCGCAUUAGAAUCGAUGGCGUAGUCCAGCCUAUUCACGUCUGGGCAGAUCGCAGUAGAUGGUACAAGCGUACGGAUUCGUUAUGGUGGAGCGUGAUUUGCAAAAAGGAUGCAGCACUCAUGAGACGAACUGUCAGGAGCUAUACUGCUAGAAGGGUGCGAAACGCAGUAACGGAGAGUUUGAAGAAACAGGGGUAUAAUCCUGAUGGGUCAAGAUUGGUGGAAGACGGAGUUCCAAACCUGUUCGGAACCCUACAAGUUAUGCCUAGAAGUAAAGCCCUAACGGCGAAGUAUGUGGAAAUUUUGAAGGAAACGGACUUGGUCGUCAAAUUAAUAUCUUCUCCCGGGAGCGCUAAAAAGUUACAGGAGAUCUUGGAACGGAAAACGGCCAAGUUUGAAUCGGGCAAGACGAAGUCCAACACCAGAAGUGUUCCCAUUGUGUCUUCAUUGUAA